This is a messenger RNA of Grammomys surdaster, 2480 nucleotides long. It is a transcript of the gene Ccdc91, whose product is annotated as coiled-coil domain containing 91. The coding region runs from base 255 to 1583 and encodes 442 amino acids. Gene Ontology annotation, biological process: Golgi to lysosome transport. The transcript has 14 exons. Gene Ontology annotation, cellular component: trans-Golgi network. Lineage: Eukaryota; Metazoa; Chordata; Mammalia; Rodentia; Muridae. The record is from RefSeq and is a predicted model, not a curated record.
ACUUCCGGUGAGGAGGUCCUGGACACCCGGGUGGUGCGUGGGCUGCCCCAACGUGGGUUCCCGGGCCCGCAGUCACCGGGAGGGGGGUGGUUGCGUAGCCGGUGUCCCGGAGCAAGUGUCUGAGAGCCGGGUGUGACGCGCAACAGCGCGGGGAGCACUGCGGCGGCGGCAGGAGCAGAUGACUGGUGUUCUGCUCACAUUAAAACAGACUCACUGGUCACAUUAAAGAACUAGAAACAGGUGCUUCCCAAAGAAUGGAUGACGAUGACUUUGGUGGCUUUGAGGCCGCAGAGACCUUUGAUGGUGAGCAAGGCGGAAACCAAGCAGUGUCCCCUGCUGUCCCCUGGGCCACCUUUCCUGCAGUAUCCGGAGUGCGUCUCUCACCAGCUUCUCCGGAGCUUAUCCUGGACCAUGACCGCUCGUCUCCAUCCACCGGCCACCUCCCUCCAGAUGCCGUCAUUUCCUCACCGGAUGAUACGCGUGCAGACAGCAGCCUCGUGAGUCAGACCAUCUCCAAAGCUCAGAUUCAGCAGUCAGCACACACACAUCUGAAUAUCCCUCUCUUCCCACUUGGUUUAACGGAUGAGCCAAGCCAUGGAACACUUGCUCUGGAGGAUGAGCCUGAGGGUCCUGGAGUCCACGUGUCCAACUCUCAGCUCCGGCAAAAAAUAUCAAAUCUGGAGACUAAACUCAAAGCUUCAGAAGAAGAAAAGCAGAGAAUUAAAAAGGAUGUGGAGUCGCUGAUGGAGAAACACAGUGUCCUGGAGAAAGGCUUCCUGAAGGAAAAGGAGCAGGAUGCUGUGUCCUUCCAAGCCAGAUACCGUGAGCUUCAGGAAAAGCAUAAACAAGAAUUGGAAGACAUGAGGAAGGCCGGGCACGAGGCGCUGAGCAUUAUAGUGGAUGAGUACAAGGCACUUCUGCAGUCUUCAGUUAAGCAGCAGCUAGAUGCCAUCGAGAAGCAGUAUGUGUCUGCAAUCGAGAAACAAGCUCACCGGUGUGAGGAGCUGCUGCAUGCUCAGCAUCAAAGGCUCUUAGAAGUGCUGGACACUGAGAAGGAACUGUUAAGAGAAAAAAUCCAGGAAGCUUUGACUCAGCAGUCACAGGAGCAGAAGGAAUCGCUGGGAAAGUGCCUACAGGAGGAAAUGCAGAGGAACAAAGAGACACUGGAGUCCGCUGUGAAGCUUGAGAAAGAAGCGAUGAAAGAUGUCAUCACUAAGGCAGUGGAGGAAGAAAGGGAGAAUCUGGAGAAAGUCCACGCCGAAGAAAGGGAAAUGUGGAAGACAGAACAUGCAAGAGACCAAGAGAGGGUGGCAGAGGCCAUCCAGGCCGCUGUGCAGGAGCAGCAGAGGAUGAGCCAGGAAGCUGUCAAGGCCGCAAUCGUAGAGGAGCAGAGGCGAAGCGAAAAAGCCAUGGAAGAAGCCGUCAAGAGAACGAGGGACGAGCUGGUGGAGUAUGUGAGGGAGCAGAGAAGGCUUGAUCAAGUCACCCGCCAGCGUAGCCUGUCCAGCCUGGAGCUGUUCCUCUCCUGCGCCCAGAAGCAGCUGAGUGCUUUAAUAGCUACGGAGCCUGUUGACAUUGAAUAGAGACACAGCUGAUCCAUCCUGGUCAUUAAGCCUGCCCACUCUGAAGCUGUUUGCCUCCUGCGCCCAGAAGCAGCUGAGUGAUCUAAUGGCCGUAGAGCCUGGUGGCAUCGAAUAAAGGGAACGUGGUGGGCUGCCUUGCCCUGGCCAUUGCGUCAGUCACUAGACUUCUAAGUUAAAUACUGUGACUUAGACAAGUGCUCUUGUUUUCUGUUUAAACCGGGAAAGUGGUUUCCAGUUCCAGAAUGAGCCAGAGCAGUUUCCACAAGACCCAUUGACAGAUCUAACUUAUUCUCUGUUGUUUUAUCAUGAGUAGCAAUGGAAGAAUGUAUAUGACCCAGUCAUGGAAAAGUGGUGUGUUAUCCUCAGUUCAUCAGGUAAACUGUAUGGCUUCUGGUGACCUGAUGACACUGUAUUUGGUAAAGGAUUACCUUGUGACCACCUCGAGGUGAUGUGCAGGGAGCAACCACUGUGUAAUCAUGCAUUUACUUGAUUUUAGGUAGAGUGGGCAGAAAUAUUUGGCAUGGUCAUUGUUCUGACUAACCUGACCUCUUCCCCCCAUGUGACCCCACGUGUUUCCAUAGAUUUACCAAAAAUGAACAACACUAGCUGGCCAGGCUUGGAGCAGCUGCCCUGUGUAAGCUGGGGUGUGUGGCCAGGCUUGCUUCCUGCCAUUCUUCAAAGGCUCGAGAUCUUGUUUCCUAAUCUAAUAUCUGGAAAGAACAUAACUCAGACAUCUACACAUCUAUUUAAUCAAGUACCAGACAUAGGGGUAAAUCGGGAUGUUCGUAAUUCAUGAGCAGUGUGCUCCAAUAUGAAAUCAUGAAUAGUGCUUCUGCUUCCUGGGGCUUUGUAUUUUUCUGGGAUUUCUCAGUAUAAUAAAUGGAACUCCAAAAAGUG